Messenger RNA from Staurois parvus, 366 nucleotides. The record is from the annotation of a GenBank genome assembly. NCBI's taxonomy places the organism in Eukaryota, Metazoa, Chordata, Amphibia, Anura, Ranidae.
CAGCAAAUUGAACGACAGUUGAAAUGUCUAGCCUUCCAAAAUCCCGGACCACAGGUUGCUGAUUUUAAUCCUGAAACUCGAAAACAAAAGAAAAAAGCUUACAUGUCCCAGAUGAAUGGAUACUACACAACAACCAACAAGGCUUCAGUUAAAAAGUAUGACAAGCAAGGAAAACUCCUGUGCAAUAAUGAAGAUUUAUGUGACUGCCUGGAGGAGAGCUGCCAAGGAUGCUUCUAUCCAUGCCCAAAAUGUGGCUCCAACAAGUGUGGCCCAGAAUGCCGCUGCAACAGGAAGUGGGUCUAUGACAGAAUCCAGACAGAGACUGGGGAUAUUAUAAGUCAGCUCCCUUUUUUUGUCCCUGAUUAG